This is a messenger RNA of Mycosarcoma maydis (corn smut), 1200 nucleotides long. RefSeq lists its product as uncharacterized. The transcript has a single exon. The record is from RefSeq and is a predicted model, not a curated record. NCBI's taxonomy places the organism in Eukaryota, Fungi, Basidiomycota, Ustilaginomycetes, Ustilaginales. Gene Ontology annotation, cellular component: fungal-type vacuole membrane. Gene Ontology annotation, biological process: intracellular manganese ion homeostasis. Bases 1 to 1200 code for a protein of 399 amino acids. Gene Ontology annotation, molecular function: iron ion transmembrane transporter activity; manganese ion transmembrane transporter activity.
AUGGCCUGCUCUUCCACCAAAAACGCCGGUGCUAGCGGCGGAUGCGCCAAUUGUGCCUGCGCUUCUUCCUCGAAAGGUGCCUCGGUCAAGCUCCCUUCCAAGAACACUUCGAAAACCGAAUCCACCCCUCUGCUCUGGUCAACCACAACCACGGCCAAUACCGAAAACUACCAAGCCGUCCCUCAAGCCUCUAACCGCAACAGUACCGCCUCUUCCUCCGCAUCCACCCUCAGUGCCACCCACGAAUGCCCUUCCCAACAGCACGACCCCAGUUUUGUAUGCUGUAGAGACGUUACAGCUGCCGACGAGCGUACGCUAAUCGACCCCGAUUUCGCUCGCGACUGCAUCGUCGGUCUUAGCGAUGGCCUUACUGUCCCCUUUGCCCUUACCGCCGGUCUUUCUUCCACCGGUUCCACCAAGCUCGUCGUGCUUGCCGGCUUGGCAGAGCUGGUUUCGGGUGCAAUCUCGAUGGGUAUCGGUGGAUUCUUGUCUGCACAGGCCGAAUUGAGCCAUUUCGCAUACAAUCUCAGAUCCACACAGCAAAAGGUCGAGCGUUCCUGUGGAACUGAAGUCGAGCGUCAGGUGCACGACAUUCUCAAAGGAUACGGAAUCGCCCCUGAUACCUCAGCGCAGAUCGCUGCUGAAUUGACUGCAAAGGAACAAGCUCGUCGCCAAGCCGAACAGCUCGCUGCCAUCCAGCAGAACCGUACCUCCUCCUCCAGACGCAAAUUGUUCGGCAUCGUCUCGAUCCCUUCUUCCACCUCCACCGUUCCUGCACACAAGCGCAUCGCUGCAGAUGACCAAGAAUCGCAGCAGCUGCUCACGGACCAAGAUCUCGAAAACGCCGGCCUCACACCCUUCCUGCUCAAGCUCGGCGAAGGUCUGGAACCCGUCAGCACCUCGCGUCUUUACGUCUCGGCUCUCACUAUCGGUCUCAGCUACUUCCUCGGUGGUAUCAUCCCUCUGUUGCCAUACAUGUUCGUUCAAGAGGCUAGCAGGGCUCUGUUACUGUCGGUGAUCAUCACAGGUGUGAUUCUCUUGGUAUUUGGUGUCGUCAAGCAGCGCGUCACCGGUGGAGAAGGCGGUUUCAAGGGCUACGCCUAUGGCGCUAUCUCGACGCUCGCCGUGGGAGGUGUUGCUGCCGGAGCUUCGUGGUUGCUUGUUGGUCUGCUCGAGGGUGGAAGCGAUGCAAAGAUCUAG